GCCACCUCCCACUUCCUCUGUUCCUGUUGAUAUUUCUCCCGAUUCAGUUGUCAUUAUUGAUCGAGCUUUGAGUAGAGUGAUGAAUGAAAGGCAGUGUGAUUUCUUAUAGUUUAGUCUUUUAGCGGCAACAUCACUCCACAAUCGUACAGACAGUAGUCGAUUGGAAUCUACUACCAGGGUUUGCGUCUUAGAUCUUAAAAGGGCAACUGAAUCAUGGCGGGUGGGACCCCUUAGAAUGUACAAGACUGAGUCAACUAAACAUAACGAGGGGUGAUGGAGCAGGUUAAUGACCCUUUGACCAUGGUGUCGGAGUCUACUCCAGACACCGUCAGACGGCAGCGGCGCAGGGAGCUGGACGCUCGGCGGAGUAAGUCUCGUGUGCGUCUGGGGUCAUGCCUGCAGAGCUGGGGUCAGCUGAAGAACCACCUGGGAUUCUCUCUGCACUCUGAGCUCGCCAACUACCUACUGCAGAGCUAUUUUUCUAAAGUGUGUGCCAAAUGCUCAGACAGUAUGAAAGGGGACAAGGCUGUCUUGGUGACAUCAAGAGAAUCUCUGCAUCGCUUUGUCCUAUUGGUCCACACUCACGGGCAACAGUGCCCCUUCCCACCCACUCUCCAGUCUGACACUGCCAGAGAGAAGCAGGCAGCUGACACAGAGGAGAGACAGUCAAAGGGAGAGACAGUGAAGCAGAGAACAGGCCCAAUGCAUUUACCACCUCAGACAGAUGUGAAGGACUGUAGCUCUCCAGAGGAGGGCCUCUCCCCAUGUGCUCAGGGGAAGGAAAUGAGAGAACCCUCAGAUGUGUUAGAGGCAGAACUGUGUCUGCGCUAUGUUUGUGAGGGAGGGCAUCUGCUUUCAUGGCAACCUAGUCAGAAUGGCUGUGAUGACGAGAAGGGGGCAGGAGAGAGGGAAGGAGAGACUGUGGAGGGGGAUAUUACCCCUGCAGGUCCAACUAGGUCCAAAGGGAGGAGAGGAGCUAUGGAGCCCAAGAAGGAGAGUGUCACAGGGAUGGGUCAUCUUACUGUGAGGAGGACUAGGGGUCGUGGUGGAGCAAGGUCUGUGGUGACCCAAGAGGAGGCACAGCAGCCAGGAGAGGAGAUGAUGGACCUGACAACCAUAACCUCUGGAGAGAGCAACUCAAGAGAAAAUGAGAAUACACAGGAAGUGUCAGUGGCAGGAAGUAACACAUUGCCAGCGGAGUCCUUGCAGUCAUUGGAGGAUUGGCGGCUGCCUAUGGAAUGUGAUGAUCAUGAUGAUGAUAAAGAGCACAACCCCGACAACAUCACUGGAGAGAAGGAUGACCCUUCACCCGGCAGACCGGAGCCAGCCGACAAUGUUUCUCAGAUUGUCAGCAAAAAGAAAAGAAAAACAACACCCAAAGCAAUCUUGCCUUGUGAGUUUGACGGCUGUGGGAAGAUCUUCUCCUCUCGGCAGUACCUCAAUCAUCAUAUGAAGUACCAGCACUUCCACCAGAGGACGUUCACCUGCUCUCACACUCCCUGUGGGAAGUCCUUCAACUUCAAGAAGCACCUGAAAGAGCAUGAGAAACUGCACAGCAACCAGAGGGACUUCAUCUGUGAGUUCUGUGCCCGGGCGUUCCGCACCAACAGCCACCUUCUCAUCCACCGCCGCAUCCACACCGGAGAGAAACCUAUACAGUGUGAGGUGUGUGGCUUCACCUGCCGCCAGAAGGCCUCUCUCAACUGGCACAUGAAGAAGCACAACGCUGAGAGCAGUUACCAGUUCCCCUGUGAGGUCUGCGGCCGGCGCUUUGAGAAGAGUUACAACCUGACCGCUCACCACCGCAAAAGUCACCCUGACCCUGACUAGACCUUGAGCCUCACCAUCACCACCAUCCCCAACACUGACUCACGCUCCUUCCCUGUCCCUGCACUGCAAUGACCACACCACCACAGGCACAGCAACAGACGACUGCUUUAUCCUUGGCGUGACAUGAAACAAUGAUGCUGUGUUUUGCCCAAUGUUUACACCUGUAGAAAGUGUAUGCAGCCAGCCAAUGGCUUGGCAGGGUCACUCUAUUGACUGUAAAUAAUGCCCCCUUUGGUCUUUUGUGACCCAAAUGGCCAGCAGGUCAGUGGCUCCUAUGCAGUCCAUGGACAAUGUUCAUACUGAAUACAAGCAGUCACCCCUUCGUCCCUGUGUGUGUUUUUGUUACAUGACCCAAUGUUUUUUUGUAAAGAAGGGUAAUGAUUGAGAAGACCAUCUUUGGGUGUUGCGUUUGUAUAAAUCUAUUACUAUAUAGCUUUAUUUAUGAGGAAGGUACAGUAUGUCAAAGGGAAGGAAGGGGGGAAAUAAAACGUUUGUGUUUUACAUUUA
This is a messenger RNA of Coregonus clupeaformis (lake whitefish), 2337 nucleotides long. RefSeq names its product zinc finger protein 692 (gene znf692). Gene Ontology annotation, biological process: regulation of transcription by RNA polymerase II. The transcript is spliced from 11 exons. Bases 274 to 1830 code for a protein of 518 amino acids. Gene Ontology annotation, molecular function: chromatin insulator sequence binding. Lineage: Eukaryota; Metazoa; Chordata; Actinopteri; Salmoniformes; Salmonidae. The record is from RefSeq and is a predicted model, not a curated record. Gene Ontology annotation, cellular component: kinetochore; chromosome.